UUCAUACAUUGCUAUUCAAAUUUUUCAUAUUCACGGCUCGGUGGCAUGGUGGCAAGUUAGGUUAGGAGUUCUUCAUGCAUUUUGGAAAUAAAUAAACCACGAUGGCUGUAGCUCCUGAAGAAUUAUUUCGGCAUGCUGCUGGAAGAGUUUUCAAUUGUUGGUCUGCUCUGCAGUUGGCAGUUGAACAUGGAAUGGGUGGUGCAGAUGGAUAUAACAAGGCAAUGGGCAUGAUUGACGCUGUGGUUGAAUUAUUCAGGAAUAAACCUGAUGCUGGUUGGGAUGAGGUUGCCGACAUUUUAGGUGACAUGAUGGAUGAUGAGUUCAAUACCAUCUGUGAGGAUGAUUCAACAGAUGAAGUCGGUUCACUUCUCUGGGAGUUUUAUAAGCACUGUUGUUCUGGAGAUCAAGCACUUGUGGAGCAAGAGUUAGAAAAGUUGCCCUCAGGGAAUUGGCUCAACAAAUGCUUAAACCAGUCUCAUCCUACAGCACCACAGGAUGACAGUGAUGAUGACGAUGAUGGUGAUGAUGCUCAGGGUGGACCUAGCACUUCUAAUGGACAAAACCAAAUGGAUGCCGAGAUGGGCCCUCAGGGAGAGGAUCCUGAUCCAGGCUGGACUCAAGUUAGGAGAAAGAGAUAGAAAUUUUCCUUGACUUAAAAAUGAUUAUGCUUGUAAUGUUUUAAUUACUGGUGUGUAUUUAUUAUUGUUUGCAUUUGCUUUUGGUAAAAAGAAAUCUAUCAAAUGCGUCGGUUGUGAUGCAAUUUGUGAUCAUACUUUAUAAGGAAGGCUCUUCCAAUUCCUGUUCAUUUAGUUUUAUUGUCACAUUACAAUAUGAGGAAAGGAAAAAUGUUAAUCACUGA
This is a messenger RNA of Thrips palmi, 859 nucleotides long. RefSeq names its product pre-rRNA-processing protein TSR2 homolog. The coding region runs from base 102 to 638 and encodes 178 amino acids. The transcript has 4 exons. Gene Ontology annotation, cellular component: nucleus. Lineage: Eukaryota; Metazoa; Arthropoda; Insecta; Thysanoptera; Thripidae. The record is from RefSeq and is a predicted model, not a curated record. Gene Ontology annotation, biological process: maturation of SSU-rRNA from tricistronic rRNA transcript (SSU-rRNA, 5.8S rRNA, LSU-rRNA).